Molecule: messenger RNA, 2465 nt
Organism: Galleria mellonella (greater wax moth)
Lineage: Eukaryota; Metazoa; Arthropoda; Insecta; Lepidoptera; Pyralidae
Gene: Slbp
Product: histone RNA hairpin-binding protein
Exons: 5
Coding region: 381-827 (148 amino acids)
Biological process (GO): mRNA transport; mRNA 3'-end processing by stem-loop binding and cleavage
Cellular component (GO): histone pre-mRNA 3'end processing complex; cytoplasm
Molecular function (GO): mRNA binding; histone pre-mRNA stem-loop binding
Source: RefSeq, a predicted model, not a curated record
GAAAUGACAUUUUCGCGCCCAAUCCAAAGAUAUUUUUCUUCUUUACCAUCUUGUGUUUUAGAUAAACUUCAUUAUUUAUCUUUUUAAUUUUAUUAUUUUUCAUAUUUACAUUAUUUACAAAUAGGGCAUUGCAUUUCAUAUAUGACAAAAUACACGUUUUGAUAUAACAAUUUUAAUAAAGUGCAUUUUUUUGUGGAAGUUAGCGUUUGUUUAAUUUACACUCAGAUUAUCACAUUGUGCCCCAUAAAUGUUCAUUGUCUAUUCAUUUAUCAUCCAUAUAUAGAAGUAAUAGUAUUUCCCAGGGAAGUCCUUCAAGAAAACAAUCACCUAUCCAGAACUUUAAAGAUAUUUUUCCACUUAUAAUUGAUAUUAUUUAGAGAAUGAACAGUAAUAAUAAUAAUCAAGGCUUUGGUGAAGAGACUGAAGAAUCUAAGAAUGUACGAAGAGCAGUGAAGGGGAAAAUGAAAAUAGAUAGAGAAAAUUAUAAUAGUCGCAAAAGAGCUCGACCAAACAAUAACAGUGAAUCUUCAGAUACACGAAAACCUCAAAAAAAGCUAUUAGAGCUAGAAACAGACACGACUGUACUUCAAAGGCGUCAAAAGCAAAUUGAUUAUGGGAAAAAUACAGUUGGAUAUUACAAUUAUAUACAACAAGUGCCUAUUGAUCAGCGAACUAAAGAUCACCCAAAAACGCCAGAUAAAUUUACAAAAUACAGUCGGAGGUCAUGGGACACAUUAAUAAAAAUGUGGAGGAUUAAAUUACAUGAAUAUGAUACCACUGCAACAAAUAGCACAGAACCAGAUUCUGAUGAAGAUAGCUCCAAAUAAACUGUUAUUGUGAAUGUACUUUGUUAAGACUGAAUUAUAAGGCAAUUAUUCCAGAAGCUACGAUGGAAAUCUAUUGUAAUCCCAUAUACUUACUAUAUUUUUCCUCAUACAAAAAUCAUGUUUUAAUAUGGGUGAUGUAUUUUAGUAAUGAUAUACUUUUCAGUAAAUAACCAUGGAUUCAAAAUAUGUAGCGAAAUAGGUAAGCAUUAGUGAUGUGCCAGAUAUCCAUAUCAGAUAUCGUGAUUAUCCGAGAAAGAAAAAAGAUCUGUAUCCGUAUCCGUCAUUUAUAGCGAAUUUUGAACCUUUUAUUUUAUUAAAUGUCACUUAAUAAAAUAUAUUUUUCUUCGUCUUAAAAUAUAUCCACAAUAACACUUUAAACUUUUGGAAAUAUUGUUUUAUUGUUUAACUUUUGCUCACGACUUAGUACGCGUGGAUUUUACUCUACACACAAAAUAAGAGUAAAUCGUCUCUAAUUAACUUUAUAACAUUUAGAUAUAUAAAAUUUUAUAUAUAUUUAUUGACAAAUAAUUACAGUCUACACUGAAAAUGAGCUGGUGAUUUCCUAUAACAGCAUAUACUACUUACAUGAUCUUUUUUUUGACAUGAAUACUUUACCUCCUGGUGAAAUAAAAUUUUGUAAUCUCUACAUAAACCGUUAUUUCUAAGAUUUCACUAAAAAAUCGAUAUCUUGGAUAUAAAUUAGUUUUAAUACGAAAUGCUUUGGAGAUUUAUUUUUCAUAUAAGCGCCUUUCAAAAGUUUACCUAUGAGAUACGCGCGUAUGUAAGUUUUUUUUUACAGGUUUCGAGGCUCCGUCCUUUCUUUCUUACAAAGAUAUGCAUCAAGACCAAACUUAACGCGGAUGAUAUUGUCCUAUACGGUUGGCAGAGGGUUACUUUAUUGAUUGUACUUUUUCCUUCAAAAUAUGUCCUAUACCCUAAUUAACAAAAUAGGAUACAUCUUUUUAUCGUAAAAAUAAUAAGGCUUCGUUUAGAAUGACUGCCCUAAACACAUAGAAAAGAGCUUUCUGCAUAUUUGCCCAAUUCACCCUAAAUUUAUCUCCAACGAGACCUGUAACAGUUGCUUUAUUUUAAGCCUAAUGGUAUUUUAUCAUGGCUCUUGGUGGUAGGGGGGGGGGGGGGAGAAUGGGCAAUGCUCUACCUUAAAAUGAAAGCCCCAAGAAAAUUAGACAGAUUCGGUUUUUUGAAGUCACUUAUGGCCUCUGUCCUACCAAAAAGUCUAGCUACGGUCCUGUAUUUUAGCAUUCAAUUUUCGUAUGGAUUUUUUAUUUCAUCUUUUACUUCACCAUAACAGGCCUAACCAGGCCAGACUAGUUGUUUGUUGGUGUUAUUUAGUACGUUAUACUAAAUCUAUGUAAUGUUAUGAUUACACCAAUGAAUGUGCAGAAGUCACUACACCAUCUCUGAUUAUAGUACUUGUAGUCUACUGAAUAAUAUUUACUUGUUUAUAAUUAUAAUUUCAUGAUAAAAAUUGCGUAACUUGACCGUUCUAAAGGUUUUUAGAAUACACGGCUGGUAUAUGGAAAUGAAAGUAGUACAUAUAAGUAGUUUUGUAACCUAACGAGUGUAAUUUAAUAUCUUAUAUGAUUGAAAGUAUAAAUAAAUACAAUGAUUCAAGAA